AUUCUAUAGACAAGCUCACACCACUUAUGUCUCUAAUUUUUCAUUUAAAACAAUUUUUCAAUUUUAAUGUAGAUUUUUCGUCUCUAAAAAUUCAAGCACCACAAUGAUGAACAUCUUACUCCGUGUUCUGUUAAUUAUCUCGGCCUUUCACUUCGUAUUUUCCGAGAUCAAGAACAUACGCAUUCUUGAUGAUUCUCGUUCGAUGAUCUUAUUCGAAAGAUUCGGUUUCACGGAAGCUGGUCGGGUUCAUAUUUCUGUAAAAGAUGUUUAUUGGAAGACAAAACAUCGUAAAGUCGAAUAUAAUCCGUCUUCAAUGGGGUUUUUUCUAGCACGAGACGAGUCGUUUAUCAGAAUCAUGAACGAGUCGCAGUUUACGGAAUCUUUCUGUGUUCUGUCGAGCCGGUAUGUUCAACUCAUACUCAAAUUUGAUAACCUGACAGCUAAUUCAACUAAUUCCGGUUCUAUAACUAUCAACGAUCCUGACGAAUAUAGUCUUGUUUUCGGAAAUUGUCAGCCUGAAUUUGAAGUGUCGAUGUUUGUACAUACGGAAAUGUAUAAUCUUAAAUACGGCGUAAAAGAUUUCCUCCCCGCAGGCCAAACGCACCUGCCGAGGCUUUAUUUCAUGUUUUUUCUUAUAUACGCGUGUUUCUUCGGUCUCUGGAUUUUUACCUGCAUCAAACAGAGACCGACAGUCGACAAGAUCCAUUUAAUUAUGGGCGCGUUGCUUCUCGUUAAGACGCUAAAAAUGAUAUGUGCAUCGGAAGAUAAAGUGUACGUAAGCAAAACCGGAACGCCUCACGGAUGGGACGUAGCAUUUUACAUUUUCGGAUUUUUUAAAGGCAUAAUGUUGUUCACUGUCAUAGUCCUGAUAGGGACAGGAUGGUCAUUUCUCAAACCCUAUCUUCAGGAAAGGGAAAAAAAUGUUCUGAUGACAGUUAUUCCUCUUCAGGUUCUUGAAAACAUAGCUUAUGUCGUAAUUGCUGAAACCGGACCCGCUACGAAAGACUGGCUGACAUGGAACCAAAUGUUUUUACUAAUCGAUGUGAUAUGUUGUUGCGCCGUGUUUUUUCCGAUCAUUUGGUCGAUUCGGAGCCUACGAGAGGCGUCGAAAACGGACGGAAAAGCUGCAAGAAAUCUUCAGAAAUUGACACUUUUUAAGCAAUUUUAUAUAUUUGUGGUUGGAUAUUUGUAUUUUACAAGAGUGGUGGUUUCUUCAAUUGGGGCUCUUCUUGAUUAUAGAUAUGAAUGGAUUACAAGUGUUCUUGCUGAAACUGCAAGCUUGAUUUUCUAUAUAUUUAUAUUUUAUAAUUUUCAGCCUAUUGAAAAGAAUCCUUACUUGGUGAUUGAUGAUGAAGAAGAGUCUGCUGCUAGCCAAAUUUUGCAAGAAGAUGACUCCUUUGAACUCUAGAAUAUUAAUUAGUUUUGUUAUUAAUGUAUCUAUUUGUUGGUAAUUUUCCACAAGAGAAUGUCAUGGAUUUGUUUGGAAAUUCAUACUCUAAUUUUGUUUCAUUUUUCUUUAGGAUUGUGAAUCUAAGUAACUAUAUUUUUGUUUA
Molecule: messenger RNA, 1553 nt
Organism: Mercurialis annua (annual mercury)
Lineage: Eukaryota; Viridiplantae; Streptophyta; Magnoliopsida; Malpighiales; Euphorbiaceae
Product: protein CANDIDATE G-PROTEIN COUPLED RECEPTOR 7-like
Exons: 1
Coding region: 104-1408 (434 amino acids)
Biological process (GO): transport
Cellular component (GO): Golgi apparatus; membrane
Source: RefSeq, a predicted model, not a curated record